Lolium rigidum is the source of this 843-nucleotide messenger RNA. Its product is annotated as glycine-rich cell wall structural protein-like. Bases 176 to 463 code for a protein of 95 amino acids. Lineage: Eukaryota; Viridiplantae; Streptophyta; Magnoliopsida; Poales; Poaceae. The transcript is spliced from 2 exons. The record is from RefSeq and is a predicted model, not a curated record.
CAUCCCGUGGAUCAGAGCCAGCCCGCAGCCUCUCAACCUGAUCAGUGCUCCUCUGAGCUAAAUCUAAUCCAAUUAUCCAUUGGCCGGCUUCGAUCAUCCGUCUAUAAAUUCACACGAGCCACUUCUACUUGUAGCUAGCUUCAACCUUAGACAGCAACGGGCGAGAGGAGCAGUCAUGGCGUCCACGAAGGGUCUCCUCCUCGUCGUGCUUACUCUCCUGCUUGCUGCUGCUUUCCUCGUCGCCGGCGGCGCAGCUGGCCGAACUCAGGCCAAGGAGGAGGAGGCCGAAGCCGGCGUGCCACGGGGCCACUAUCACCAUGGCGGCGUCAGCGGCGCCGACGCUCACGGCAGCGGAUGCAAGAUGGGCUGCUGCGGGCGGGGGGAGGGUCGCUGCCGCUGCUGCGCUAACGCCGACGAGAUCCCGGAGCCGAUGUACCGGCCGGCGGUGGAGGUCCACAACUGAUCAAGCACCAGACGUUGUGAUGCAGCAGGCAGUGAGAUCUUGCCCUUCAUACGGACGUGUUGUAAGCACUGCACUACUCGGGGUUAAUUAUAUUUAGCUUGAUUAAUAAUAGUAUCACUCUCUUCUAUGAUAUGACCCGUUUUAGCAAAUUAAAAUAAAUUGCUAAAAAGGUUUAUAUUAUGAAACGCUCAAAAGAAGAUGGGGUGUAUGUACAGUGUUCUUGUAGAACGUUCUCUUGCAAGUUUUGUUCUGUCAAAACAUAUAUCCGUUUGACGUCCUUGAGAUCGACCGGCGUGGUUCAUGUAACAUAUUGUCAUAUUGUGUAAUACGCUUAUGCAUGUGAAUAAAGGACACCGCAACACCUUGUUUAUGACGCUUAA